AUGCGUUUUUUCAUACUAUUUUCAAUAUCAAUAUGGGAAUCUUCAAAUCACUUUGAUGAUCCUCGAUUCCGAUGGAAUCUUGUCCCCAAAAAAUUAUUAAAACGGAUUUGCAAUCUCGAUGACUCAUUGCCGUUGUGCGCAUGGAAGCGGCAAUCAUCGUUUAAAAAGUCGACGAAACCGGUGUUCUCGAAAUGGGAAAUCUGUCGGGACCAUCCUGAAUUGAAUCUGUGCCGAUGGCAGAAUGGCGGUUUGAUCACCGAACCAUUGCCGACGGCGACGACGACAGGAAAAAUGGAGAAUUCGGCUGAAGCGCCGCCAACCACUGAAAACGAGCACAUUUUUGUGAAUGAGCCCAAUAUGAUACUUUCCUCAAAAUGGUCCGAUCGAGAAGCUGUUGAGCAAAAUCUGCGAAAAGAGCUCAAUCAGCGAAAUAAUCGAUUUGACGGCCAACUUCGUCAUAUUCCUGAAAUCGGAUCGCAAGAAUCAAUAGAAAAUUUCGACGAAUCAAUCAUGUCAGCCAAUGAAGAUGUUUUCAGUAUUUAA
Molecule: messenger RNA, 543 nt
Organism: Caenorhabditis bovis
Lineage: Eukaryota; Metazoa; Nematoda; Chromadorea; Rhabditida; Rhabditidae
Source: the annotation of a GenBank genome assembly